AUUUUCCUAUUAACUGAAGGUAACAAUUGUUAUAGUCGCGUCCUAACAAAGCUUUGGAAGUAAUUGCCUCGUUUUCACGUCCUAAACCUUUGUUAUAUAUACUAGCUUCGUUUUCACGUCCGAACCAUAGUUACACUAGCUUAGUUUUCACGUCCUAACCGUUGUUAUACUGAUCACCAAUAUAAAUUCUAACCUUCUUCUCCAUUAGCCAAAACCAAAAAAACGCACACCAAACCCUAAUUCUCUCUCUCGAUCCUAACAAUGAGCAAAGUAUCCAAGAGAAAAACUCUGCCGGCGGCGACGGAGGAGGCCACCACCAGACGCACCAAGCGCGUCAAGGCCUCUCCGCCGCCUCAGUAUGUAGAAGAGCAGCGUAACCUUCAGGAUCUAUGGAAGGCUGCAUUCCUUGUAGGGACCGAGUGGGAUCGGCUGGACUCGGUCUACAAAUACAACUGGGAUUUCAGGAAUCUGGAGAAGGAAUUUGAAGAGGGCGGGAAGUUUUACGGGAUUGGACCCACCAACAAAGUCUAUAUCUUUGCCGCUACGGAGACUGCGUCGACGGCGCUGCCUGAGUUGCUUCCGACAUUGGCUGCGGUCGUGGCUCCUCGGCCGCCGUCGAUGGAGAUUGCGAUCAAUGCGGUGCAGAGAGAAGAGGAGAUAGUUCCUCUGAAGCACAUGAAGAUGGAUUGGAUGCCCUACAUUCCUCUGGCCAAGUCGAAUUUGCCUCAGAUUUUUGUGAUGGGAUGUACACAGAGAAAGACAAGCUUGAAGCAGAUGAAAGUGGAGCGUUUGAUGAAGUUUCAAUACUGUGUGCCUUAUAUAAUGAAUCCGAAGGUCGAAGAGGAGAAGGAGCGUGAUGCUGAUGUGGAAUUUUUCUUCCCACGGGAGCCUCAACCGCCGCUGAAUUGUGAAUUCAAUUGGGAAGUCGAUGAAGUUGAGACGUACACUGAUAACCUUAUUGAGGAAGAGGAGUUGAGUCCGGAUGAGAAGGAGGAAUUCAUGGAGAUUUUGAAGGAGGAAGUGAAGAAAUCUAAGAGGAAGAUGAUGGACGCGAGGAAGAAGAGAAUGGAGAAUCCAAAUUAUGAGGAAGCUGCAACCUAUUAUGGGAACAAGAAGCUUUACAAGAUCUACCCAGUACAAACACCAGACACUCCUAUGAUAGAGAAUAGGUGUCACUAUGUCAACCGCUACUACAGGAAUGCCCAUGAGAUUAUUUGA
This is a messenger RNA of Fragaria vesca subsp. vesca, 1218 nucleotides long. RefSeq lists its product as uncharacterized. NCBI's taxonomy places the organism in Eukaryota, Viridiplantae, Streptophyta, Magnoliopsida, Rosales, Rosaceae. The record is from RefSeq and is a predicted model, not a curated record. The transcript has a single exon. Bases 262 to 1218 code for a protein of 318 amino acids. Gene Ontology annotation, biological process: regulation of cellular response to heat.